AUGUUAACGAACUUGGUGAGGUCUGUCUCACGACUACCGACGUUGCCACGAUUUCCGUCAUUGCUCGCAACUACGACAAAUUAUGCCUACACUUCAGUAUUCUCGUUUCAUACUUCAGUCGCAGCAAUGAGGAAUAACAUAUUGCAGUUUAUCCACUAUCGCAAUGGUCCGCCCAAGCGUCGAUCCCGUAGCAACGAUAAAAGUCCAAUAAGUGGUUAUAACUUCUUCAAAGGAAUUGUCCUCAAAACUGUAAUAAGACAUCCGAAGAAGCCAAAUUCGGGAAAUCGUAAAUGUGCAAUUGUUCGGUUAUCGACUGGCAAGGAAGUUUGCGCGUACAUACCAGGUGUUGGACAUAAUUUGCAAGAACAUUCUCAGGUUCUUGUACGAGGUGGACGACGGCGCGAUCUCAUUUCCGUCAAAGCUAACAUCAUUCGAGGUAAAUUGGACUGUGCACCUGCUGGUGCCGGUCCAAAGAAGUAGAUCCAGCUAGAAUUAAAGGCGUUCAGAAUUUGUUUAUUUGUUACUCUUCUGUACAAAU
Messenger RNA from Cylicocyclus nassatus, 538 nucleotides. The record is from the annotation of a GenBank genome assembly. Lineage: Eukaryota; Metazoa; Nematoda; Chromadorea; Rhabditida; Strongylidae.